GCGGCCUCCGGCGGAAGCGGAAGUUCGGCGGGGCCGGAAGCGAAAGCGGAGGCGACGUGUGCGGCGGAGCGGGGCCGGUCGGGCCGCGCCAUGGACGGGCUGUACCACCAAACCAACAAGCAAGUCCAUGAGGUCCAAUCUUACAUGGGGCGCCUGGAGACUUCAGACAAAGAGUCAGUGCACCUGGUAGAAAAUGAGAUUCAGGCAAGAAUAGACAAUAUAUUCAGCAACUUGGAGCGUCUGGAAAUCCUGUCGAGCAAAGAGCCUCCCAAUAAACGGCAGAAUGCUAAACUGCGGGUUGACCAGCUGAAGUACGACGUGCAGCACCUGCAGACGGCCCUGAGGAACUUCCAGCACCGCCGCUACGUCCGGGAGCAGCAGGAGCGGCAGCGGGAGGAGCUGCUUGCGCGUACAUUCACUACUAACGACUCUGACACCACCAUCCCGAUCGACGAAACGUUACAGUUUAAUGAAUCCCUCCAGAAUGCCCAUCGUGGCAUGGAUGAUCUUAUUGGCAGUGGGACCAACAUCCUGCAGGGCCUGAGGGACCAGAGAGUCACGUUAAAGGGUACUCACAAGAAGAUCCUGGACGUUGCCAACAUGUUGGGUUUAUCCAAUACAGUGAUGCGGCUGAUUGAGAAGCGAGCCUUUCAGGAUAAAUACUUCAUGAUCGGGGGAAUGAUUUUGACUUGUGUAAUUAUGUUUCUGGUCGUGCAGUAUCUGACAUGAGCUCCUGAACUGUUGCCAGAGGAGAUCGUCCUUUGGAGCAAGACAGACUGUCCUCCAGACUGUUCUUUCCUCUGGGUCCUGCUUCGGAUGAGCCCCUCCUGUGACCUUCAGAGUUUACAAAUCGCACUCGGACACGCGUCUUGUGGAAAGCACGUAGGGAAACACAUUGCUCUGGAGACGCUGUAGUUGAGAAUAGCCCUAUAAAAAUAACCCUGGCCUUACUGCUCUCGCCUGAUUGUCUGCAGGUUUACGAAUCUGGUUAAAUAGGAAGCAGAAGUGAAAAUUUGGCCCCACUGUAUUGCGAGGUAGGAGUGUCCUUUUGGGUAGAGAGGGAUGAGACGGUGCAAAGGCUGAAUAGAAGAUGUAGUGAGCCAGAAAUGGCCCUAAUCACAGUGUUUUGCAACAAAAGAACGCCACGGAGGAGAAUUCCGCGUGGUUGGUGGGCACGCUCCUGCCUAAGCGUGCAAAAAGAGGUGGGAAGGGAAGGGUUCCCAUCUGCAAACUCACCGCUUCGCUUGGAGGGAGAAGGAUUUGUGUGGAAGGGUCUUAACUCUCAAAGCACGGUUAUAACCUCAGCUACCUUUUUUAUUUGUGCGUACAGUGUUAACCAGCACAAAUCUUCCCAUUUUAUGCUGAAAUGCUUCUCAUCUGAGGUGUGUUUUGGUACCUUUUAGUGCUGUGCUGCUUCCCAGUGGAAGCUGAUCGCGACGCUCUGCUGCUUUCAGGCUGAUGCACAUCAGGCCUGUGUCUCGCUGUGCCUGGUACCCAAUCCAGCCUCCAAAAACUGUAAAACUGCCAUUUUUAAUGCUAGUGCACAUCACGUUUUGGUGAGUUAUUUUCAUUUUCCGAGGUGGCUGGUUUGGGUUGUGCUCUGUAGCUGGUAUUUCUUGCGUUGGUGAAGCGGGCAAGUCCUCGCCAUGCUCAAAAUCACAUUUGUGACUUUUACGUUCACGGAGCUGGAAUGGGCUCUCUCUGGCGUUCUUUAUGUUCAGAAUCACAGUGGGAUCAGGGCAACGAACCUUCCACUUAAAAUCAGUUGUUAGAAGUGUUUCCUGAAGUUACGUGCCUUGGGGUGGUGAACAUCCCUCAUCCUCGGGAAGAGUUUCUUUGCAUUAUCCUUUAUACCCGCAGAAUUACUGUGAAAGACGUUGUAAUUCGCGUCACCUCGCAGAGGUUUUAGGUGUCUGUCCACACGUGAACGCUCACAGUUGUGAAAUGCCUCCGUGUUUAAACAUGCCGCCGCUUUCCCUGCAGACUGAACGGCCAUCCUGCAAUUCUGGGCAUCACCCAUUUCCAUCAGCCUUCAGAGACAUUCCCAUCCCUAUUUGUGUGCAAGUCUGGAGCGUUUCCAGAUGUGUGACAGUGGCACAGAAGUGUCACAUUUAGAUGGUGUGGCAUAAUGCUGGCAACCCCUUCGUUUUUCUUUCUGUCCGGAAUGGUUCUUUUAAUGAGUAACAGAUUACGAGUUCUGCGUCCCGUCUUUGCUGCAAUAAGCUUUGCUUUUAUUAUGUAGCCUGUUGCAAACUUGGAGAAGUGGUAUAAAUAGCUGUAAAAGAUGGAUUUAAGUUAAUAUGGGGAAGUGGAAUGGUCAGAUUCACACCUGGAGCCCCAGGCAGGGAAAUGAGCCGUCAGCUCUACCUGCGCCGCAGACACCAGAAGAGAGGCCAGGAUACCAUCAGCACCCAAAUAAUCCUGUCGGAUGGUUCGGCACAAGAAACCAGGAAAGCCUUAGAGCUCGUCAAGUAUCUUUAAUCUAAAUCUUAUAUCUAAGUUUACCCUAAAUGUAUUUAAAAUAUGAAAUCUGAUAGAUUUAGGAUACUACGCACUUGAGAGGGCACCUUCUAUGAGAUCACCUGGUUACCUUGUCUGGGAUCCUGGGCAGAUCUUCUUCUGUUCUGAUAAACUGGUCCAAUUCCACCUUGAUUUUACAAUGUUAUGGUUUAGUGCUUAAAGGACCGCAUUAGGCAGUGUUUAGAGUUUAUAUAGUUGUGACCUGGCGUAGCAGGAUUUGUCUUGUACCAAAGUGAGACUCUGGCCUAUUUGUUUCCUUUCUUGGCUUGUGGUAGGAGCCAUAAAAUAAUUGGAACUGGAUUUUUUUGUUGUUGUUGAGACUAUCUGGACAUUUUUAUACGUGUCUCUGUGUUCAUUUAUUCCGCCCUUUUAGAGUCUCCUUGCUCACGUCCCUUUUCUAAGCAGCGUCCUUGCUCUUCGCUCUGUCUCAAGGUGAGAUGUGGGGAUCAAAGGAACCACUUGGGUAAGUGGAUUUGUUGAGGCGCAACUUCAGCUGAAUCUGUACCAGAUGUUAAGUCCAAAAUGAUCUACAAGAGCAUCCGCUCUCAGGCGGUUGGUGUAAAACCCUCACACCAUUGUGGUUGGCCACAGUGGGAGCACAGGUGGGAUCAAGGUCUCCACUAACAUGAGGCAGAGCUGAAACCCCGGUGGUUUUACUCCUGUUGCUGCUACAACUCCAUGUGAAGUUCCUUUUCUUACUAAAGGCCACAUUUCCUUGGGCAGAGCUGUUUUGCUUCUGAAUGUCUGUGGCACAACAAGCGUUUGAGCUGUUGGGUGAACUCUCUCAUGGGGGGACACUGUGGAAACUAACUUGCCUCUGGAAAAGAAAAACAAAAGCAAACCAAACAUUUUACCAGUAUUUUAUACAUUAAGGGGCAGGGGUGGGACAUGCUGUGAUUCAUACGAUGUGUUAUGUGAAUAAAGAUUUUUCAACCAAAA
This is a messenger RNA of Columba livia (rock pigeon), 3459 nucleotides long. It is a transcript of the gene GOSR2, whose product is annotated as golgi SNAP receptor complex member 2. The coding region runs from base 91 to 729 and encodes 212 amino acids. The record is from RefSeq and is a predicted model, not a curated record. Gene Ontology annotation, molecular function: SNAP receptor activity; SNARE binding. NCBI's taxonomy places the organism in Eukaryota, Metazoa, Chordata, Aves, Columbiformes, Columbidae. Gene Ontology annotation, biological process: intra-Golgi vesicle-mediated transport; vesicle fusion. The transcript has 6 exons. Gene Ontology annotation, cellular component: SNARE complex; late endosome membrane; endoplasmic reticulum membrane.